Molecule: messenger RNA, 603 nt
Organism: Striga asiatica
Lineage: Eukaryota; Viridiplantae; Streptophyta; Magnoliopsida; Lamiales; Orobanchaceae
Source: the annotation of a GenBank genome assembly
AUGGAAACGCUAGCCACCACCGCCGGCGUCGUCUCUUUGCCGAUUUUCUCACCGAACAAGGCCAAGGUCGCUCCUUCCUGGCGGAUCGUCCGAUUCUCCACUUCCCCCAAAAGUAGCAGCGAUGACCGGAAUAACAGUGACAACGAUCUCAAGUCCGAUCCUGCUAACUCAGCCCUCGAUGCUGCGAUGGGGCUGGUUCUUAGUGCGGCAAACGUGAGAGGAUGGACAACCGGGUCGGGUAUGGAAGGCCCAACGGUCCCAGCGGGUACGGGUUCUGAAUCCGGUAUGGCGCGGGUGUCUACUUUCCCCUGGUCGCUCUUCACCAAAUCCCCGCGCCGUCGGAUGCGCGUGGCCUUCACGUGCAACGUUUGCGGCCAGCGCACCACUCGGGCCAUCAACCCCCAUGCGUAUACGGAUGGCACUGUAUUUGUUCAGUGUUGCGGUUGCAAUAUAUUUCAUAAGCUGGUGGACAAUCUGAAUCUGUUCCACGAGAUGAAGUGCUACGUGAAUUCGAGUUUCAAUCCAAAUCCAAAUGAUAACAUGAGUUUCAAGUACUUCGAUUCAGACGAGGACAACAAGGACGACAUUUUCCCGCAUUUCUGA